Olea europaea var. sylvestris is the source of this 881-nucleotide messenger RNA. RefSeq names its product thioredoxin 1. Gene Ontology annotation, cellular component: cytoplasm. Gene Ontology annotation, molecular function: protein-disulfide reductase activity; oxidoreductase activity, acting on a sulfur group of donors, disulfide as acceptor. The record is from RefSeq and is a predicted model, not a curated record. The coding region runs from base 114 to 659 and encodes 181 amino acids. The transcript has 2 exons. NCBI's taxonomy places the organism in Eukaryota, Viridiplantae, Streptophyta, Magnoliopsida, Lamiales, Oleaceae.
CCUCCCAAACAUAUCCCUAAACCAAACAAAUUUCGCUGCACCACGCUCCCAAGUCCCAACCCAAUUAUCCAUACGCGAAAUCUCUCUGCACGAGAAUUUUGAUUUCUUACGCUAUGGCUGGUGUAUUGGAAACCCUAACUGUCCCGCGCGCCUCCGCUCUCCAGUCCGCCUCAUUGGCUCCGGUAACCAGAGGUUCCUUUUCUCGCCGAAGCUCCAUCAAAUUACCCGAGUUUAGAGGCCUGAAGAUCCAUCUGGCUCGAUCAUCCGCAUCGCUGAGUUUACGUUCAAAACUACCAUGCCGUGGUAGUCGAAUCGUCUGCGAGGCACAAAAGACAGCUGAUGAAGUGCCCGGUAUUAAGGAUUCAGCGUGGAAGUCCCUUGUACUCGAGUCCGAUUUACCUGUUUUAGUUGAAUUUUGGGCACCAUGGUGUGGGCCUUGCCGCAUGAUCCACCCGGUCAUUGAUAAACUGGCUAAGCAAUAUGCUGGAAAGCUUAAAUGCUACAAGGUUAACACAGAUGAGAGCCCUACAAUUGCUAGCGAUUAUGGAAUCCGAAGCAUUCCAACUGUUUUAAUUUUCAAGAAUGGGGAGAAGAAAGAUGCAGUUAUUGGAGCAGUUCCGGAAUCCACAUUGACAACCUCCAUAGAAAAAUUUGUGUAGAUUGGUAAGUACAAUAAUGUCUUUCCUGGGAGUUAAGCUGUCUCUUUUGUUGUUUUAAUUUAUCUCAUGACAUGGCAAGAAUGGCUAUAUGACAACAUGAUAUGCUCCUGUAUAGUUGAUGUUUCUGUAUUUCACGUUUUCUUCAACAUAACGUUAGUUCUUAAAUUAAUGUACCUAUUAAUAUUGUCUUCGUAUAUUUUUCCUCUACUGGGUUUUAUUGUA